Molecule: messenger RNA, 13489 nt
Organism: Anas platyrhynchos (mallard)
Lineage: Eukaryota; Metazoa; Chordata; Aves; Anseriformes; Anatidae
Gene: CHRM3
Product: cholinergic receptor muscarinic 3
Biological process (GO): G protein-coupled receptor signaling pathway, coupled to cyclic nucleotide second messenger; saliva secretion; chemical synaptic transmission
Cellular component (GO): dendrite; synapse; plasma membrane
Molecular function (GO): G protein-coupled acetylcholine receptor activity; G protein-coupled serotonin receptor activity
Source: RefSeq, a predicted model, not a curated record
GCGGCGCGGCGCGGCGGGCGGCGGAGCCAGGGCGCCCCUCGUGCGGCGGCUGCAUGGGGAGGGCGGCGGCGGCGGCGGGGCGAGGGGUCCCGGCGCGCCCCCGCCCACCCGGGGGCCGGGACUGAGCGAGGCGGCGCCGCGCCCCGGCACAGGUGCGGUCGCGCGGUGCUUUGCGGAGCGGAGCGGAGCGGUGCGGGUGCGGAGCGCCCUCCUUCCGGCGGGGGAUGUGCCGGCCGCCGGGGGCGCGCCGCCCGUGGGAAGCGCGCUGCUAACGCCACCUGGGCGCCGCCGGAGCGCCCGGAGCGGAGCGGAGCGGAGAGGAGAGGAGAGGAGAGGGCUCGCCGGGAGCGAGGCAGGCAAGUGUGUAUUUUGGAGGGAUGCAUGCUGAGCUCAUGAAGCUGCCACAGCACAACAGGCUGCACGGGUGAUCUGCUCUUGGAGAUCUUGGUGGUUAUGGCAAAAUCUUUCAGCAGUGCGUGGUAUGAUGGGCUACAGGUUGGAUGAUCUACAGUCAUCUGAAACAUGAUAAAUACUUCUCUUCCUUGUCCAUGCCUACAUGCUGACAUACUACCAGUUUUGUUUCCAAAAGAGGAGUUCACAGAGCUACACAGUGCCUGAUCCAAGCAGCUGCGUUGAUGUUCUUUACUGGACCAUACUAUGUCAGAGAGUCACAAUGAUCAUGCACAACACCAGUUCAGCCUCGUCCCUGUUUGGAAAUGUGAGCUCCUUCUGGAAGAGAGAUUCCCAUGGACCAGGACUACUUGAUGAAGCAGCAUCGCUCAUUGGCAGCUAUGAUUUCCCUCAGACCACAGAGAGUUUUCCCUUCUCCACUGUGGAAUCAGUAAAUACAUCCCUAAAUGCCACGAGUAAAGACCCUCUGGGUGGACAUACAGUCUGGCAAGUAGUUUUGAUUGCUUUCCUCACUGGGAUCCUUGCACUGGUGACCAUCAUAGGAAACAUCCUAGUGAUAGUUGCAUUUAAGGUUAACAAACAACUGAAAACAGUCAACAACUACUUCUUGUUGAGUCUUGCUUGUGCGGAUUUGAUCAUUGGUAUUAUUUCCAUGAAUCUUUUCACCACAUACAUCAUCAUGGGCCACUGGGCUUUGGGAAACUUAGCCUGCGAUCUUUGGCUCUCCAUUGACUAUGUCGCCAGUAAUGCCUCUGUCAUGAAUCUCCUUGUCAUAAGUUUUGACAGGUAUUUUUCCAUCACUAGGCCACUUACGUACAGAGCCAAACGAACAACUAAAAGGGCUGGAGUGAUGAUUGGUUUAGCAUGGGUCAUAUCUUUUGUUCUUUGGGCCCCUGCCAUAUUGUUCUGGCAGUAUUUUGUUGGGAAGAGGACUGUGCCUGCUGAUGAAUGUUUUAUCCAGUUUCUAAGUGAACCUAUCAUCACUUUUGGCACUGCCAUAGCUGCCUUUUACUUGCCAGUCACCAUUAUGAGUAUUUUGUAUUGGCGGAUCUACAAGGAGACUGAGAAACGCACCAAAGAGUUAGCAGGGCUACAGGCUUCAGGCAGCGAAGCAGAGGCAGCACGCUUUGUGCACCAGACAGGCAGUUCCCGGAGCUGCAGCAGCUAUGAGCUGCAACGGCAGAGCAUGAAACGCUCAACCCGAAGGAAAUACAGACGCUGCCACUUCUGGCUCACAAUGAAGAGCUGGGAACCCAACACGGACCAGGGGGACCAAGAGCACAGCAGCAGUGACAGCUGGAACAACAAUGAUGCUGCUGCCUCCCUUGAAAAUUCAGCCUCCUCUGAUGAAGAAGACAUUGCUGCAGAGACCAGAGCCAUCUAUUCGAUUGUGCUGAAGCUUCCUGGUCACAGUGCCAUCCUUAAUUCCACAAAACUGCCAUCCUCAGAAGAUUUGAAUGAGUCAGGGGAUGAACUGCAGAAAUCCGACACAGAGUCACAGGAAAAGAAAUCUAAAAAAUUGCACCCUUCCAAAAGCAUUCAGGAUGGUGGUAGUUUCCAGAAGAGCUUUUCAAAGCUUCCAAUUCAGCCAGGGUCAGCAGAGACAGCUACAGCUUCUGAUGGAAUCUCAUCGGUGACCAAGACAUCUGCAGCCCUGCCCUUGUCCUUCAAGGAGGCAACCCUGGCAAAAAAGUUUGCCUUGAAAACCAGAAGUCAGAUCACAAAACGAAAACGAAUGUCACUUAUCAAAGAAAAGAAAGCGGCACAGACACUCAGUGCCAUUUUGUUUGCCUUCAUCAUUACCUGGACCCCAUAUAACAUCAUGGUUCUGGUGAACACCUUUUGCAACUGUAUCCCCAAAACUGUCUGGAACCUGGGGUACUGGCUUUGCUACAUCAAUAGCACGGUGAACCCUGUUUGCUAUGCACUGUGUAACAAAACAUUCAGAAACACUUUCAAGAUGUUACUGCUGUGCCAGUGUGACAAACGAAAACGACGCAAACAGCAGUAUCAGCAAAGGCAGUCUGUCAUUUUUCAUAAGCGGAUCCCUAGGGAAGCUUCAUAGAAUAGUAUUUUUUAAACACCUUAAAAAUAAUGGAGGAUGGGACUGGAUGGGAUGAGAUGGAAUGGGAAGGGACAGGACAAGAUGGGAUGGGUUGGGAUGGGUCGGGAUGGGAUGGGACAGGAUGGGAGGGUACGGGAUUGGGAUGGGGUGGGAGGGUGGUUCCAGGGUGCUGAUUCAAACAUUUAAACAUCAAGACAUGAAAGCAGCUGCCAGGCUUCUGUAUCCUUUUAAUAAAUCCACUUUAAUAUAAAAAUCAAGUCUGCAUUCAGCAAAAACUAACAAACUUCAGCGUUUUUACUAAGGAACGAAAGACUUAAUAAAGUUUUCCUACAAAUUUGCAAGAAGCUGUAUAGCAAUUAUAAACCCAUUACUGAUCUGCCCAGCUCUUUGAUUAUAAUCAACUCUGGGAUCUCAGGUAAGCACAUCUAGCUAGCCCAACUCUUCUGUUUCCAAGGAAUCCAACAACUGUCAAUUCCAGUCACACACAGAUGUAGCAAGCUAGCAAAACAGGAUUAUGAAAUCAUUUGAGACACUGUAUAGGUUGCAAAACUGCUUCUUGUUGUCCAGGUAGAGCUUCCUGUCUACUUCUCUUUUGGUGUAUUGUUAAUUGUACCCCUGAUUGCCAAGUAUCUACAUGUGCAGCUCAUGUUAUAUAUAUGUGUGUGUGAGUGUGCAUGUAUGCAAAACAUACAUUCACACCUCUACAAUACGCACAUACCAGGAAAGAGGUGAUCUAUUGGUCUAGGUUUUACAGGGCCCCACAUCACUGUUGCACGUAAUCGAAAUUUUAAAAAAACAAUAUCAGAAAGUCUUAUAAAUAUUUAUCUCAUUGUUCACCACCUGAAAUUCAGGUUUGGUUUGCAACUAAAACACUGUCCACAUUUCAAAUCGAGAGAACCAAAGCGUAGCCUGUGAGUCUGACAGUCUACUGAGUUAUGUAUCAGAGCAUAUGCCCAGUACAACCUUUGUCUUCAGCACAGUAUCUCUCCCCAGAGUGAUCAUGCUUCUUUAAAGGAUAUGAAGGUGAAAGGAGUUGAAGAUUGCCUUGAGGGCUCUGCCCUCAACGUAGUGUGUGGGAUGGCAAGAGCCCCUGGGCCACCGAUCGUCAAAGGUUCAGGAGCCAGAAGGAUGUGGCCAUGAGCAGCAGCUCCAUUUCUUGCUCAUCCCCAGAUGAUCUUCAGACGCAAAAGAUGUGUGUAAAAUAAAUCCUUUAUUUUUGUACAUGAAGGACACUCACUAUAAAGUGUUUCUUUUCCAGAAUCUGUGUGAAAAAUCAUCAGUAGAAGUGUACCUAAAUCUGUUAAUUGCCAGGUUAUUUGGUGUUUCAGAAAAUGUGAGUGUUGCCAAUUUGUAACCUGGUAAUUUUUAAUAGAGAAAAUUUAAAAAGGGCUUUCAUAUUUAUAGCUUAGACAUGACCAGUAUUUCCUGGUAUUUGUGAUGUGGUCUGCACCAAACAUAGUGUGAUUUAUAAAAGUCAGAGAUCCCCCAGGGAAAGGAUUGUACUUUAAACUAUUGUUCUAAAUCUGAUUUAGUUACAUGUUGAAAGAUAAUUUUGUAUUCUUCUUUGAACUGACCAAAACUUUUUUUAUUGCUUAAACUCUUGUUUUGCUGAAAAUAAAACAAAACAAAUUUCUUCUUUUACAAAGGGGCAUCAGUGUUGUGAACACAGAACUGAUGUAAAAGCUGCUUUUGUAUUCAGUGUGAGAUGGUGUUUACAGAUGAUUUUGACAACAGUGGAAAUAUAUUAAAUGGUGUCUGUGUAUCUGAACUAUUUAAUUUUGUGUUAUGUUCAUAUGGAGAAAUAUUUAUACAUACUUCACCAAAUGUUUUAUUUAAUGUUGAUAAAUAUUGCUCUUCAGUCUUCAGCUGUAGUGUCCUUUUAAAGUGAUUCAUAAAGGUCUGCUUGAGAAAUGAAUAGAGUAUACCUAGCUUUCUUGUCACUAAAACAAAUGCUCUUGACAUACAAAUCUUUCUUUUGUAUGAGUUGUUUAAAGUGUCUACCUAAAAGUAAGCUUGUAAAUGAUAUUGUAAGUCUACUUCAAGUACAAGUUCAAUAUACAGUAAGAAAAAAAAAAAAAAAAAAAAAAAAGUUAAAGCUUCAUCUAUAUGUCAUGAGUGCAUUUUGAGCUAAAGAUGCCCAGAUUUGGUUUACCAGUUUGGUAGACACACAGCCAAAGACUUGCAAGGCACCCACAUUGCAAAGAAAAUGAAAGACCUUUUUUUAUAGAAAGAAGUAUAUAUUUGAAAUAUAUUCAUUACUCAAGUUGACCUAACUAAUCUUUUAACAUUUAAAUAUAUACCUAUAUCUAUAUAUAUUGCCAUAUUAUUAUCUUCUGAUAUUUAGAGUAGUGCUGUGCCCCUAAUACACAAAAUGUGAGAGCAUGUAAGGAAGCCAGAGUUCAUCAGGGGGAUUUAUGGUAUAUUAGUAUUGAUUUUACAAUGGGAAACUAUUAAUUUUUAACGAAGCAAAGCUUCUUUGAAAGCGUCUGUCACCACUGUUUACAUAAUAGGAAGAGUUAAACCCUUGGACUGUUAUAAGAGAGAAAUAAACAACCUGUCUUUUGAUGUGUGAACAGGCUUUAAAAUGUUAUUGCAGGCAUCAUAAAUUGUGUAUGUAUACACGUUGUAGCACAGAUCAAUUUUGUUAUUAUUUAUUUAAUGGAAUAUGCACUAUAAAAUAUUAAGAAUUUGGCUGUUGCAAGUACAGUGGGGAUCAAAUUAAUUUGUAUCCUAUAUGUCUACGUGUUUGCAUUAAACCCAUGCACACACACAAAUUGUAAGUAUAGGCACAAGAGGAUGUAUUAUUUAUGAACAUAGGCACACGCACAUGGUAGGUUUCAGAAGAAGAACAAUGCAAGACCCAAAGAUACAAUCUGACACGGGAUUACUUUUAAAAGGUAGAAAUUAUGUAAAAUUGCAUCUGUUUACAGGAAAAUUAAUCAGAAACAUGAUAGAAAGCAUCAAUCUGAGGGCAAACAGCUCAGUCCCAUAACCAUUCCUCACAUGAAAAGCUGGCUUUCAGAGACCAGGCAUCAUCCCCAUUAGCUGCAAUAAUAAAUGAUUAGAUUCCAUAUGAAGAGGAUCAAAGAAUCAGAGGAGAUAGCAAGACAGGCACCACUGGAUUGUCUGCAGCAAGCUUUGUAGAAUAGACCCCAAUCACUGUCAAGCACCAAAUAGCUCUAAGACAACAAAAUCCAUUGUUAUACAAAUGCAAAAUUGUAUGACAGCUUCCGUACCAGUAGAGGCUGUGAGAUCUCUGUCUGAUCCAGAGAUCCAAGGACAGGUGUCAUGGUGCACUAAGUGCUUUAUCCUACCACAGCACAACAUGCUUCCUAGAAUUUAAUCUGCAGAGGCCACUGUUCUAAAGUUAAACAAGUACAGAAAGGCCUGAGCAGUUCCCCAGGUUUGAACACUUGGAUCUAUAUAGACUGAACAAUAAGUGACCUGCAGAAAUGUAUAGUUUUGUGAGGAUACCCAUGCCAAUGUUGUGAGGCAGCUGAUGACCUUCCUCAAUUAUGUACAAUUUCAUUUUCUUAUUUGGUUGUCUUGAGUUUUAUAUUUCCUUACUUCUUCUGUAAGAAUAUCCUGAAACAUCUUGGCUCAGUCUCAACUUUGUGUAUAUAAGAAGUGAAUGGAACUCUUCCAGUACGCUCAGUUUGCCUGUAUGGAAUAGAAACAUCAAAAGAAAAAUGAUUUUUUUGUCUUUUUUUUUUUCCGAUCAUCAGCAUCAGUAAUUUUGAAUCUAUGGACAUCAUUAUGCUACUACAUAUAGAGUAGGGAUAGUCAUGGAGCAUCAUGCUAAGCCACUUAUAAACUGCAUUUCAUUUGCCCCCUUGAUUAUCUCAUUACCUAGGCACCCCCAUUCAAAUGUAUGGUUGAGAUUCCUAAAUCUCAUUCUCCCCAAAAUGUUUUCUGGAUACUUUUCAUAAAAUGUUUUUCAAGCCUGUCUUGGUAUCAGACUUCAUUCCUUUCAAAAAAUCUCCAUGCCAAAUUAAACUGCUCCAAGGGCAUAUUACUAGUGUUGAGGUCUAGUACUUUCUUUUCUGAGACUUACCAAGAGGAAUUGGAGCAGGAUCCUUUAUAUAUAAACAUAUAUAUAUAUAUAUAUAUAUAUAUAUAUAUAUAUAUAUUCAUUUUGUCUCUUAGGUGUUUACCCAUACUUUCUUCUGGGAGCAGGUCGAAAUGGUAUAUAUUUGUAGAUUGCUUUCUGUUAACCCAAAGGUUAUGUACAAAUGUCUGCUGGAGUUGCAGUGUUUGAUGAUGGCUGUCUUCUCUGUCCCUGAAGUGGACUCCCAGGAUACCCAAGUACUUCUAUUGGGAAGCUUAGAUAGAUCAUAUAUGACAUUCAGGUUUUCAGAGAAUUAAAAGUUUUAUUUAACUAGGAUUCUCUUCCUUGUACCAGGCAUAGAUCAUUUGUUGAUUUUGCACUUCGCUAUUUCUGUAGACAAAUGGUGGGAAAAUACUAACUUGUAAAGUGCGUUAUUUGGGCAUUUUUGUAUUCCAGCUUUAAGGAUGAGCACACAUAGGGUAGCUAAUUUGAUUGUGUUGUUUGUUGGAAAGAAGUUGAUAUGAAUAGGAGUGUUUGGAGCUGUUAUUUUCCACACUGUUUAUUCCAUUUCAUACCCCAUGGCACCACAAUUGACUGAGCUUGAUCAUCACAGUAUUUGAUGUCACUGAUAGGUCUUCACAGUCCUAACUGGCAAACUUAUUUACUGUGCCACUGUGGUAUUCAGGACUUUGUUUACUUUUCACCACUCCCAUGGCAUCUUAAAUACAUAUAUUAUAACACAGAUUGUCUUUUUUUUUUUAUCUUCAAGAAAGAUUGUUGUGGUUAUUUACAUAUACACACUUAGAUGUGCUUGAAGACUUUUUGAUUCAUUUUAAAUACUUAAAUGACCAGAGAAAAUGUAGUUAACCUUGACAGAGAUCAUUUUCAUGGUUUAUUCCAAUGUGUAUCAAGUGGCAUGCAUUUUGUACUUAUCCAUCUCUAUGCACUUUGCAUAUCUCAGAAGGAUAACAUAUGUAUGACACAGUACUAUAUAUGUGCAUACAGAGAGAGGCACACAUAUCUACAGUGAUGUUUAUGGAAGUAUAUAUACAGUUAUGCUGACAUUGUCAGCCAUAGUGAACAUUGUCUUUGAUGCCUGAUCAGUUGUAACUGGACAGUUUAGGUCUGCUCUGCUUAGCUACAAGAAAAGUUUUCACAUCUUUCCUUAGUGCUUAUUUUUCAAAAUGCCUUGUCCUUAUUUAUGAACAUGCUGUUCUUAGUGUAUUGUGCUGGCUCUUUGGACACUACCCAAAAUUUAGAAAUGCAUGACACACGCUGAGCUUUUGCACCGAUACUGUACUAGGUUCAACUCCAUUAGCUUAACCAAAACCACUCUGGCUUCACCAAAUGUGAAGAUGGCUUUGGGUUCUAAGGAUGGAUUCUGUCUAAGUUUACCAAAGAGAAAUAGGGGUCCCAAACUCCUGAAAUCAUGCAAACAUCACAGUCAGUUUCUCAGUUUGGUUACAUGAAUGCAGGCACUAUUAAAACAGUUUGAGGUGGAAAAGUAUCAUCCUUCCCCACUCCAUGCUAUUGCUCUGCCCUUUCUGUUAUAUGGAAUAGUACUUUUCAUUUGCCAGUCCCACAGGUGGAACUGUGCAAUUUAAAAACCAAACCAAACCAAAACAUACAUAUAUAUAUACAUAUAUAUUUAUAUAUAUAUAUAUGCUUGUUUGUGUGGUAGAACUGAGAAAAACACAGUGUAGGUAUAUCUAGGUCAUUUGUCCUUUUCUGUUUUUGUAAAUAAUAAAUCCUUGACUGAGUUUAACUGGCAUGUAUGAUGCUGACCUCAGGGAAGGUCUUAUGAAAAUGGUGAUAAAAUAGCUGAUCUCUGGUGAGAAGAUCUAACUUGUUUCCAAGCUAGUGAAGCUAUACUAUGUAUUUAACUUGGCAGUAAGCUUGGAAAAAGAACAAGGCAUUUAAAGUUUUUAUAGAUGUGCACAUCCUCUCUGCACAGGGGUGAAUAAACACAUGCAAACACUUCCCAGAAAAGUUCAGUGUGUGAAUGACUCUGGGAGCCAAGAGUACUCAUUACCAACAGCCACACUUCUGGCAUGGCAGCCUCAUACCCCACUCAAACAUCUAUGAAACCUUAUUAUAGGGCUAAAUAAUUGGGCAUUCAUAGGGCAGUGUGGUUUAUUUGUCUGUGUGUUUGUGCAUGCACAUAUAUGCAUUUUCCACGAAUUUUACAGGAAAUUCUUACUCUCUCAAGUCCAAAAAUUUAGUGCUGUAUCUGGAAUGAAACAAUGCCUGAAGUGCUCCAAUGAUUAAUACUUGGUCAUAGCUAAUAAUUAGAUAAGCACAUGACAGUGUACAGAGAGAACUUUUAAAUUUUCUUUUUCAAAUCUUCAUAGUAGCAUAGUUAAUUUCCUUAAAAUACCCAAAAGAACUGAAAAGUUUUACACUGUCAUGGAAAUAAAGUCUCUGGAUAAGAAACUGAUUUCUUGAAUUUUCUUCAAAUUGUCCAGUCCUCUUGAGAAUAUUUUUCUUCUGGGUUGAAAUCUCUGGGUUAACAAAGCAACCAUAGUCACUCCUCAAAUGUGAUCUAGCCUAGAGGUGUCAAAGUGAUGAGGAGAUGGCCUUCAUUAUUUUGUGGUUAACAAGGCUACUUUAAGAAUAGUUAUCGUUGUGGCACAGACCAGCACCACAGCAUGAUUUAAGAUAAAAGUCAAUUUACUAUGAACCCUGUAUUGUGUGAAUAUAUCACAAGAAAUAGACCUAUUUGGUAUUUCCUGAUGCUCCGUAAUUUUUCUCCAAUCAUUAUUUUCACUUUUCAUAGUGAUUCAAUCCCCUCCAGCUGUACAUACCUAUUCAACACUCUCUUCCAUCAAUGUAGAAGUAUGCCAUUUUUAGCACCUACAAAAUCAUAUUUAUUUCCCUUCCCUUCCCUUCCCUUCCCUUCCCUUCCCUUCCCUUCCCUUCCCUUCCCUUCCCUUCCCUUCCCUUCCCUUCCCUUCCCUUCCCUUCCCUUCCCUUCCCUUCCCUUCCCUUCCCUUCCCUUCCCUUCCCUUCCCUUCCCUUCCCUUCCCUUCCCUUCCCUUCCCUUCUGCUUGAAGGGAAAUAUUGAGUAGGAUUACAUAUUCACUGCUGCUCUCAGAAGCAAGAUGCUUAGGGAAAGAUCAUUGACAUCAGUACACUCAAUGCGUGAAAGUGCCUAUUCAGAAGUUAAAGGUUAAAAAAGCAUGAAUUCUAUUGCUCAUUGCUUUCUGAAAGAAUUAAGAAAACACUAAAUACAAUGUGAUGUUUUGCAGUUGUAGGCUGUAGAAUUUGUAAGUGUUCAAUGAAGAAGAUACAGUUUUUUUCACAUAAAUUGUCCCUGAGUUUCCAGAGGUGUCCUCUUACCCAGUUUGCUCCUGCCCCAGUCAUGCCUGUGUCACUUUAGUUCCCAGGAUUUGUGCCCUUCUUCCCUUCCAAAGACCAAAAAAAGUCACCGGGCUUUUGUCUAGUAUGAAGCUGGAAAUGAGCUCCUGGUACUUGCACCCUACUGGGGGAAGGGUGUGGGCCACGGAAGUCAAGACAAGUUGUUACAAAAAUGAGUCGUAAGCUUCCUGCUUCAACUUGGAGAUACGGAGUAUUUUUAUGAUAGAAGUAGAGAUAACAUUACAGGAAUCUGAUGAACAUACUCUGUGUUUCCUGAUGUGCCUUUCUGUUCUUAUUAAUUGAAAGGUUUCUGUGCUGUUCUUCUGAUUUAGGAUCAAAACUAGUUCUAGAGACAUUAUCUGAAUAUAUAUAUAUUUAAAGCUUUAAUAUUUAAAAUAAAUUUAUAUUGUUCUCAUUCUUUCUGAAUUUGAAAUAUGGGGCAAAUUACACUCAGUAAAUGAGCACCUCAGAAGCCUCUUUAAUAAAAAGGGAUUUGUAAUUUUACCCCUUAUCAGACCCUGCUUUUGUUCAGCCAAAAGUAGUAGAGAUGAACUUACUGGAAACAGAUGAAACAACCAGAAAGCAGUAAAAGUGAGAGCCUCACCUUCUGCUACAAAAACUGGCAGUGCUUGCACUCAAAGUCUGGUAUCUACUGAGCUAGUAGUAGCCAUCCAUUCAGAUAGAUACUAUCCAAACACAAAUAUUUAUUAAUAUUAAAAAUAUUAAAUUAAUUGGCCAGGUUGUUCUGGUUCUGCAAACAGGUUCUGUACUGCAUGGCAAUUCACCUGCUGACUUUUAAGUAAAGUUCUGUGUCUAGGGAAACUGUUAGCAAGAAUAAUUGGUCCUAAGUCAUACUGAUGGCAUUUUGCAAAACACUAGUACAUUAAUGGGGAAAGUAGAGGUGGAUAAUGAUGGAGAGCUAUUGUUUGCAAUUGUUUUCCUCGGUAGCAACAUUUUGGAGUAUCCUUUCCUCUUUCAAUUAAAUAAAGACAAAGUUAAAAGAAAAUGCCCAGAGACUGACUUAAAUACUGUUGUAGGCAUUCUCCCUUCUGGAAUCACUGCCAGCACUGCAGUCUGUAGGACAGAGGGUGGGUGGCUGUGUGGUGGUAGACAAAUGAAUGCAUCAGCCCCAGUUGAGCAUCUAAUGAACUUUCACAUUUCUCCUUUAACCACACGGGUAUUAGCCCAAAGUGUGCUGUACAAACUUGGCGCCCACUGAAUUCCCACUGUGGAACAUUGUGUUCUUAAGGGAUUUUUUCAUUAUUUAUUUAUUUAUUUAUUAUUUUUUAUCCCUUCAUAUAAAGCUAAUCAGGUGGCACCUUCCCAUGUGGAACUUUCCUUACAAAUGUAUUAUUAUUGUAAUCUACAAAUGCCUUUUACCCUGUAUGCUCCUGAUAACAGUUGCAUUAGUAUAAGCUGAUAAAGUCAUUUCUUUAGUUGCCGCUCAUGGAGAGGCUUGCUAGUUAAGAUAAAAAGUAAAUGAUGUGAUAUAAGAGUCAUAUCUGAUUGUACAGUCCAUUGUCUGCCAAGCAGUUGGUGAUGUAAGGUUUACAUAACCACUAGAUGUUGGUUGAACUUUUGAAAUAUAUUUCCGUGUUCUUUUUUUCCUCACUGAAUCCAAUAGAGAGGCAGAAUACCGAACAAGCAAUCAAGAAAAAUGUAACCUUAAAGUAAUUUGAGAUUACUACAAGAACAGUAAAUGAUCUAGAAACAGUGCUUUGGAAGUCUUCAUCAAGUACAUCCUUUCCUUUGGUGAAACUGUUACUCCCUUCAGUCUGGGAGGCCUCUGUGCAGACGUAGGUUUGUAGUAGGGAAUGUGGACUCCAUCCAUGCAUGCUGGUGUUUUCUGGCAGCUAUCAGUUUUCUUGAUGUCACAGGUGGCUGCUUGCUGAAACUGCUCCAUGCUCUGGUAGCAGCCGUGGCCACCGGCCUUCGCUGGGGUCUGACCCAAGCCCAGUGCCAGCUCACAGCCAGGCCCCUACUGUGCUCCCAAGGCCCUUUCUGCCCCGUGUCACACUUUGCAGCCACCUACACACACUCCAGGCCUCUUCCCAGUCCUCCUGUGCCCUGCUCUGAGCCAGACAGCAGCCUGCAGCCAAAUUCCCUGGGAGGACAUGAGCAAGACCCAGCAAGGCCUCAGCAGCCCCGGGCCUGCCACCGGCCCCUUUCCUCCCACCUGCUGCUGGGCUGCGCGCUCCCACAGCACAGACCAUGGCUGCUGAAACCAUUUCCAGCUCCAUUGUGAGCCGCAUCACCCGUUACUGCCAGCAUUAGAGAAAAGUGGAAAUGAGGAAUUGCUUAUCUCUGGCCCAUUUUUUAUUCUUUUUUUUUCCUUUCAGAUGAUGUAUGUAUAAUGCCUAUUUGUUUGGGGGAAAGACCGCAGGCUACAGAUGCAGCAUUUUGGUAGAUAUUUUAACAUAUUCAGAGAAGGGAAAAUUCAGUCACGCAAAUAGAUAUCUUGGAUUUUUUUCCUCAUUUACUGAAUUCAUCACAGAAAAUUUAACUCACCUCCGGCUACACAAGUGUCUUCCUGCACUUUAGAUAGUUGAGCAAUUUUCCCACGUGCCAGUUUGUUCAGAUUUCUUUCUUCAUCUGUAUCCUCACUAACGGUUUCUUGAGUUAGUGAGCUUUUGCCUUUUUGAUGGUGCAUGGGUCUGUUUGCACCAGCUUUGUGUUAACUUCAGAAUCCUAGCUAUCAGGAGCAAUCUAGCUGUGGUAUGAAGCUCCUCUACCUUAUUUUAUGGCUCUCAGCAUUCUGAAUUAUCACACACUCACAGACAAGGGGAUUUGUCCAGUGUUUUUAAUCUACAUAAAAUUUACUGAAAUAAUCAAGUACAUAUAAUUGAGCUGUUCAAAAUACCAAUCCAAAAUCCACCCUAUUAUUUUAAAGUACCAUAUCAAAAUACUUUUAUAUGUGUCAUGGAAGCAAAUAUCUCAGUGCGUAUCCAAGACUAGCUAUGUAGCCUGUAAUGAGAUAUAAUACAAAACAGAUAUCCUUCAAAUAUUUCAUUAAAUAAUGUGACCUAAUUCAUCCUGGCUGAACAGACUUAGUUUAGCUCAAUCCUGCUGUUAAUCUUUCUUCAAAAUUCUCAUUAGCAUCAAUGGAAAUUUUAGCAAGAGGAGAUAAAUCAGUCUUUUUUUAUAGGGCAGAUAAAUAAUGCUUUGGUUUUGUAUUUCUUGAUAAUAAAUGUAAUCAAAUUACAUAAAAUAUAAACACUCAAAGCCUGUUCUGUGCCCUCAGGGAACCCCUUUCACUAUCCCAGUGCAGUAAAGCUGCAUAUAGCAGGAGAUAUUCCACUAAGACAGUUAAAAAUAAAUGGGUGUAUAAGACUAAACAGCUUAAAAAAUCAUACUGUAAAUGAUGUGAUUGAGUGAAAUUGUAUGUAUAUUUUUCAAGUCUUCAGAAUAGUUGAAGUUUUAACUUAUUUCAAAUUUUUAAGUUGAAAUCUAUUCAUAUUUGGAAAUUUUGUACAACCUUGUAAAGUUAAAUACUAUGUCACUGUAAUUUAUUUUUGUUGUCAUAUAUUGACAUAUGCUCAUUUAUAUAUGAAGUGUACUGUUUAUCAAUUGCUUCUAAGGCAGCAAUAAAAACAUGAAAGUUGUUCUCA